Ictalurus furcatus (blue catfish) is the source of this 3552-nucleotide messenger RNA. RefSeq names its product solute carrier family 22 member 13b (gene slc22a13b). The transcript is spliced from 10 exons. Gene Ontology annotation, molecular function: transmembrane transporter activity. The record is from RefSeq and is a predicted model, not a curated record. Gene Ontology annotation, biological process: transmembrane transport. Bases 1276 to 2910 code for a protein of 544 amino acids. NCBI's taxonomy places the organism in Eukaryota, Metazoa, Chordata, Actinopteri, Siluriformes, Ictaluridae. Gene Ontology annotation, cellular component: membrane.
CGAUCUUAAUGCCCCUUCACGUCAUGUAACGCACACCUAGCCGUGGAUUAUCCCUUCCAUAUAUUUAUGGGUCUUUGUAUGAUAGUUUUCUAAAAGUAGUCUUCAUUGCAGGGUUUUGCAUAGAACUUCUGGUUCCCUCAAAGAGGUGAACUCAAGAAACCACCUUUUAUAGUGUGGAAGAAUGUAGGAAAUAGCUUUUAUCCGUUUUUCAGUUCCAUCCCUUAUGUUUUCUGUUUAUUUAAGGAUAUGUGUAGCUUCAUUCAAGUUCAUGCUUUGUGUACAUGUUCAAUUUGCUUCAUUUUGCGGUAUACUCUAUAUAAAUGAUAAGUUGUAUCCGUUCCUUUUUUUUUUUUUUUUGCUUCAUGUUUAUUCAUAUUAGGGGCCCAAGAACUCUCAUACCUGUGUUAGAACCUCUUUUCCUUAUUAUUCUUCUUCUUCUCCUUUUCCGCUCUCUUUCUCCGAAAUGAAUCAUGCAGAGCAAGCCGUAUGUUGUACAGAAGUGACGUUGGGUCAGUAUUCUCAUCGGAGUACUGGGGUAAGUGAGAUGAAUCUGAUUGCCCUGAUGGUGGCAUUACAGCAUUUUGUGUUUUGUUCCAUAUCGUGAGAAUAUUGAGUUACAGGGCGAUUUAUUUAUUUAUCUAUUUAUUGUCUGAUAGCAAACCAGUUUGUAAUUUGGAUGGCGCAUCUGCACAAAAAUAUGGUGAUCUUUGUGAAGGGUGCUCGGACCCCGCAGCUCUCUUGUGGCUCUAUGUUUUUUGUUUUGUUUUUUUUAUUAAAGAUCUCGUAUCGACUUAUUUAUUCAUUUCUUCAGCUGAUUACAAAUUAACCAUUGUUUUAUUAUAGGUGGUAAAUGCGAGUUAUUGAUACUCACUUGUGUAUUGGCUCUACCUUUGCUGACAGCUUUUUUUUCCUUUUAAGUGUCAAAGUGCACACAUGUUUUUUUGUGCUCCAAAGUCCCUGACAUAUCUCACACACACACACACACACACAAGUGGAGCUUGAUCCUUAGAGUCUCUUAGAUUAAUGGCAACUGCAGAAUGGAUUCAAAUCAUUUUUUCUAUUUGAAACUUACAAGAACUUACGAAGAAGAAGAAAAUAUUUAACUUUUCUCUUUGUUUGUCCAUAGCUCACUCUUAUGUAAUAUGAAAUGGCAUGUCAUAUUACAUAGAUAUUACAUAGUUAGAUUAGCCUGAACCGGAUUACAGAUUUAAAUUCAUCUCCACAUGGGCAAACUCCUGUCUUAACUGCAAAGGAAUUGCUCUGCUCUAGCUCAAGAUGAUCGACUUUAGCCAGAUAUUAUCAGCUAUUGGGGAUUUCGGCCCAUUCCAGAAGCGCCUGCUUGGGGUAAUAUGCCUCCCCAACAUCUUCUCAGCUUUUCACAUGUUUGUCCAGGUGUUUACUGGCCUGAAUUCCCCACACAACUGUAAUACUGACUGGAUUCGGAAACAAGGGCCGAACCUGACUUACGAGGAGCAGUUAAAUUUGACAGUUCCUAAAGACCCAGCUGGCAAGUAUGAGAGCUGUCAAAUGUUCACUCCUGUUGAACUUGAACUUGAAGUUAUUGAAGCCUAUGGACUAAACGCAACAGAGGAAUGCAAAGAUGGCUGGAUUUACCAAGUGCCUCAAGGGACUAGCACCUUAAUUACAGAGUUUGACUUGGUGUGUGGCAGUAAGAGUCUGAAUGAGACCUCGCAAUCUAUCUACAUGGCUGGACUCCUCAUUGGGGCUCUGCUGUUUGGGCCAAUGUCUGACAAAUAUGGCCGGCGUUUUGUCUUGUUACUCUCAUUGGCGGUGCAGUUCUUGUUCGGUGUGGGUGCUGCUUUCUCCCCCAACUUCUAUGUUUACAUUGCUCUUCGUUUUGUGGUUGGCAUCACUAUAUCCGGCAUCACCAUCACUACCAACAUCAUAGGCCCUGAGUGGUGUGGUCCAUCUCGUCGGGCCCUCUUCACCAUCCUGUCUCACUCUUGCUAUGCCCUGGGGCUGAUGUUACUAUCCGGCUUGGCGUACGGCAUCCGCAAUUGGAGGAUCCUCCAAUUAGUUGUGUCCGCUCCAAAUCUGGUCUUCGGCGUCUACUUCUGGAUCCUGCCAGAGUCGGCUCGAUGGCUCCUCACCCAGGGCAGACAAGAGGAAGCCAAGAAGAUAAUCCUGAAUGCAGCCCGGGUCAACGGCAGGAAAGUUUCAGAAUCUCUGCUUGAAAGGCUGGAGGCAGAGAACACGGUCAGAACUGGCAACAUGCUGGACCUUUUCCGAGUGAGGAAUCUGAGAAAAAGGACCUUGAUCAUGUGCUACAUCUGGUUUGUGAUCAGCCUGGUGUACUAUGGGAUCAGUCUGAAUGUGGGAAACUUUGGCCUGGACAUCUACCUGACGCAGUUCAUCUUUGGCAUUGCAGAGCUUCCUGCUCGUCUAAGCUGCUACCCACUCGUUGAACGCUUUGGCAGAAGGAAAUCUCAGAGUGCAGCGUUACUCCUCGGGGGAACUGCGUGUCUGGUCAUUCUUGCCAUCCCAGCAGAGUACCCCAUAGCGGUGACUGUCAUAGCGGUGGUGGGCAAAUUCUCAAUCGCUGCCUCCUUUACCAUAGUCUAUGUGUAUACUGCUGAGCUGUACCCCACUGUCGUGAGGCAGAAUGGGGCGGGAUUAAACGCCAUGUUUGCCCGUGUGGGUGGGAUUCUGGCUCCUCUAAUUGGUCUCUUGGAUGUCUAUCAUCACGCCAUUCCAAUGGUAAUCUAUGGGAGUUUACCAUUUCUGGCUGGAGCACUUUGCUUUAUGCUUCCCGAGACCCUGAACACCGAGCUUCUGGAUCACACUGACACUCUCAUGGAUAAGAACAUGAGGUCAAAGACGGGAAGUGUUGAAAACGGAAGAAACGACCAAGAAAUGACUGAAGAGUCACCACAGGACACUGAAUUAUAAAGCAGUGUUUGAAGAAAUAUUUUCAGAAACGUGUGUUGAAUUAUUUGCCAUGUCAUUGAUCACAUAUUGUUGAAGAAAUACCGAAAGACCAAAGUAAGCGUGUUCCAAACAUCCUCUAAUGACGACAAAAGAGCUUGUGGAUAUAUGUGCUGUAAAUAAAAUAAAAUUUAAUUAAAAAAAACCCCGAAAUAUGUAUUUCUAUAAAACAUCCCCAAAGUCUAGCAGCUUGUCGACACUACUCAUGAGUUUUAUUCAUUUUUCUGUUGUGUAUUUGACCAAAGGUUCAGUAUUAAUACAUAAUACAGCUCUAAGACUCUUUGACUUGACUAUUGAUGGAUUUCUAGUGAACACAGAAAUAAAUACAGAUGCGCUUCACCCGUCCUGCUGACGGAGGAAGACGUUAUAAAACGUAUUUUUGUUCAUGGAAUAAAGAAUGACAGCACAUUUUAUUUGAUCGUUUUUGUUCGAUUUCUUGGAAUUGUGUUAAGGGUGAUGGAUUUUAUUGUCUUGUAUCGUUACUUUCUUUCAAUGCCUUGGUUUCAAAACACAGACAGAGUUAUUGUGAAAAACCUAGCAUUUUUCUUAGCAUUAUGUUUAAAAUUAACAGUGAAGAAUCAAAUAUUAAAUCUCAUUUUAUUUUCA